Molecule: messenger RNA, 2585 nt
Organism: Clunio marinus
Lineage: Eukaryota; Metazoa; Arthropoda; Insecta; Diptera; Chironomidae
Source: the annotation of a GenBank genome assembly
AUGAUUAAAUCAAUUUUAAAGGGGAAAGAAACCACAGUUGAUCCAAAAUUUUUGCAUAGAUUAUUUGAAGAAAAUAAAUUUGAUAAUCGAUCGCUUUAUAAACCUGCAUUGAUUUUUGAGGAUGAGUUGGAAGAACGACAAACAACCUACUUUGACUUAAAUCAAAUAGCAAAUCAGCUUGCUAGACAGAUUCAAAAUGUUGUUAUAGAUAACAAUUUGCAAUCCAAUGGGAAUGGUGAUUGGGUUGUCGGUGUCUGCAUGAAUAUUUCAGAUUAUCUUGUAAUGACUGUGCUUGCAAUUUGGAAAGCUGGUGCAACAUAUCUUCCAAUAAACCCUCAAUUCCCUCAAAAUCGUAUCGAACAUAUUUUACAAGAAGCAAAGCCUUCGAUUGUAAUUUACGAUGAUUUUUUUCUAAAUCCCGAAUAUUUUCAAUCAGCUUACAAUGCAAAAUUUGAUACUUUGUUGAAAGAUAGUGAAGAUUUGAAUUCGCAUAACAUUUCUGAUGAACACAUGCUGAUUAAAGGUUGUCCAACAGCUUUUAUUUUUUACACUUCUGGAGCUUCAGGAUAUCCACAAGGGAUUCGAAUACCUCAUCACACUUUCUAUCACAGAAUUAUGUGGCACAUUGAUUCACAUCCUUAUGGCGAAUCUGAAGAAAAAUGCGUGUUUCAAACUUCACUUGCAUCUGUCGAUCACGUUGGUGGAAUUUUUUUGCCACUUAUCUCGGGUAAAACUUUGAUAAUCGUAAGAAAAGAAAUUGUUGAAAACUCGAAGAAAUUUGUUGAUGUUCUGGAAAAAUAUCAAAUUGAAAGAGUUCACGGCGUUCCUGCUUUACUUCGUGAAGUUCUUAUGUACUUAAAUUCACUUGAAGAUAGCGAAACUAAAUCUAAACUUGCGUGUUUGAGAAUGUGGAUUUCAUCAGGUGAAACUUUAACUCUUUCAUUGGCAAAAGAUUUCUUCAAAUAUUUUGAUCACGGGCGUCAAAAACUUGUGAACUUCUAUGGCUGUACCGAAGUCAAUUGUAACAUUUCCAGUUACGAAAUUGAAACAAAUGAACAAUUGAUGAAUCUUGUCAGCAUUCCACUUGGAGUUUCCUGUCCAAAUACCAUGAUUUAUAUUUUCAAUGGCGAUAAACACGUUGCAAAGGAAGGUGACGUUGGCGAAAUUCAUGUUGCUGGUGUUGCUGUAGCAGCUGGUUAUGUUAAUGAAGAGACGUCAAGUCAUGGCUUCAUGAAAAAUCCUUUUGAAAAUGAAGCACCAUAUUCAAGCAUGUACAACACCGGUGAUUUGGGAUUCAUUAAACAAGGACUUUUAUAUUUUGCUGGUCGGAAUGAUACACAAAUCAAAGUUCGCGGUCAGCGUGUGGAAAUUGCAGAAAUUGAGAAGCAUGUCUCCGAUUUAAAUUUCAUUGAACAGUCAGCUAUUCUUGUACAUCAUGCUGGUCACGUUGAUCAGGCGCUUGUAGCUUUUGUGAAAUUAGAAAUAAAUUCAUCAAAAUCUCCUACGGAUAUUGAAAAUGAGUUGAAUUUGAGAUUACCACGUUACAUGGUCCCACGAAUUGUAUUAAUAGAAGAUUUCCCGAAACUUCCGAAUGGAAAAGUUAAUCGAAAAGAACUUUUGAAAAUCUAUAAGAAACAAAGUGAAACUAAUACAAAGUCUUAUGACACUGGAAUGGGAUUAGAACAAAUUCGAGACGAUAAUAUUUAUGAAUCAGGUGACAAAUCUCUUAACAUGAUGUCAACUAUAUCGAAAUUAAACAUGAGUGGGACUGAAAUUGGAAUCACAGAUUUCUUAAAAGCUCAAAAUCUUGGUGAACUACUUAAUUACAUUUCGGUGAAAGAUAAAAAGGAAGAUAAAAAUAUUGACGUCACACUUUUAACUGAUAUGAAGCUUUAUCGUGUAUCACUCAAUUUUGAAGAUCAAAAAGAAUGCAUAGAUUUGUUAGCUGAUUCAUUUCUUGAUAGAGGUGAUCUUGAUCGAUUCAUUAAAGACUUGAAACUUGAUCAUUAUGUGGAAAUUUUCGAGCGUGUUUGGCCUGAAACAGUGACACAAGGGUUAAGCUUCGUGGUGAAAAAUGAAGCUGAUAAGAUUUUAGGUGUUGCAUUAUGUUAUUAUGCGUUGGAUGAACCACCUGUCUAUACCUCAAGUCCGUUGAAAUUAUUAUUUGACUUUAUAGCUUCAAUUGAAGAACCAAUCAUAGAGAAAAAGAUUGCUGAAUCAUUCAAUCCACUCUUACACUGUUUGUUCAUGGCAACAGAUGAAAAUUUGGCCACACGUGAUAAUAUCGCCCUCAUGUUGUUUCUGGAAUCUGAAGUUAUAAAUACCGCAAAACAGAAACAUUUUCGUGGAAUUGUUACGACAAACACAAAUUUGUUAUCACAGCAAUUUUCAGAAUUGUUUUUCGACUACCAAACUGAAUAUGAAAUUUGUUUGAAUAAGUAUGUUGAAAUGAAUGGAAAUCGACCAUUUGAGACUGCUGCUGAUAACAGUAAAGCUUUAGUUAUGUUUAGAGAAAUUUCUGAUGAAUAAAAUGAAAAAUUCAAUCAACAAGAUUUCCAAAAAAAAAUUUAUUUUUAUGAAAGGCA